Molecule: messenger RNA, 987 nt
Organism: Ramularia collo-cygni
Lineage: Eukaryota; Fungi; Ascomycota; Dothideomycetes; Mycosphaerellales; Mycosphaerellaceae
Exons: 3
Coding region: 1-987 (328 amino acids)
Biological process (GO): regulation of store-operated calcium entry
Cellular component (GO): endoplasmic reticulum membrane
Source: RefSeq, a predicted model, not a curated record
AUGCAUCUCACCAGCCUCAUCACCACGGCCCUGGCGGCAGCUGGGACACUCGCGAAAAGCAACAAGGACACGAGCGCAGUAUUGUUAUCCAAAGUCAGAUCUCUCACCCUCCGCGAUGGUUACGAGACUUCUCAUCGGCGUGUCUCGGCCAUGCCACAGCUUAACUGCGUUGGCGGAAACGCCAAAGGCCUCUAUGAUGUCGAGGAGAUGCGCUGCAAGAACUCUGGAUCUCAAUAUGAUGCCGAAGAUGUUCAGUGGACCUGUCAGGCAUCACUCCCACCAGAGUUCAAGCUUGGUAGCACCGAAGUCAUGUGUGAAGGCUACGACUCCCCAGACGAUCCCUACAUCCUCAAAGGCUCCUGUGGUGUUGAAUACCGCUUGAUUCUCACACCGCUCGGCGAGUCCAAAUAUGGGCCUCGCUCUGAAUCUGCAUGGAAAUCGAGAUCGAACAGCCUAGGCGAGGGCGGGCUGAGUGACAAGGUAGCGACGACACUUUUCUGGGUCGUUUUUGUCGGUAUACUGUGUGUGAUUGUCUACAGCGUCUGCUGUUCUGGAACUGGAACGAAUCGUAACAGACUCGGCCGUGGCUUCAACCCUGGCUUCGGCGGUGGCGGAGGUGGAUAUGGCGACGACGAUAGCUCGGAUCCACCUCCCCCGUACACGCCCCGAGCUCCGAAAACCAAAAAGUCUUCCACACGCUCAAGUGCAGGAACCGCGAGCUCCUCGAGCCAAGUCCCUUCAUUCCUAGGCGGUGCAGCAACCGGCGCAGCAGCUGGGUACGCCGCGGGAGCCUGGAACGCAGCUCGUCAAAAUCGCAAUCGAUCUUACCAGGACCCGCCACGCGCAGGUCCAUCAAGCUGGUUUCAGCGGCAAGAACCUACUUACAACGCACCCUCGAAUUGGGGCGCCGGGCCYUCAACCAGCUCUCCAUCGCCGAGUAGCAGUCGUCAUGAGUCAACAGGGUUUGGCGGAACGACUAGACGGUAG